Molecule: messenger RNA, 1686 nt
Organism: Pelagomonas calceolata
Lineage: Eukaryota; Pelagophyceae; Pelagomonadales; Pelagomonadaceae
Source: the annotation of a GenBank genome assembly
GGCCUCCAGCGCGCGUGCGCGGCGCACCGAAAGAGCCAAGCCACACCUGCGCGAUCACAAGCCCAGUUGCGGCCGAGGAUCUCAGGCGCUACACACGUCGCUCUUGCAGAUAGAAACGUGGUUAUUGCUGUCGUUUCAGUCUAACACAGUGCGUCGUAUCGGCACUGCAGCAACGCAAUCCUUAGCACAUUAAAAAGGGAGAGCAUCAUGGCUGCUAAACUCGUGCUAGCGCUCGCGAUGGGCGCGACGGCGCUUCUGGCGCCGACCAACAAGCUGCCAGUGAACACGGUGCGCCGCGCCGCAUCGGCGGCGCCGGAGAUGGUCGUGAAAGUGGGCGUCAUCGGCGCCGGGCGCAUCGGCUUGGUGCAUCUCGAGGCCCUGCGCGCUGCGGCGUCUUUUCUGAACUUGAACGGGGUUGUCGCGCGCCGAGGGCGUCGUCGUGCCAGCGGCCGUGAGGGCUAGGUCGUGCGGCGAGAGACCCGUGGCACGGAGCGUGACGCGUUCGAUCCCCACGCCGAGCGAGCGAGAGAGAAAGACCGUCACGACACAGGUCCCAGACCCAGGACGCCGAGUGCGUCAUCAUCUCGAACCCCACGGUCUCGAAGGCCGAGGCCGCGGCCAAGCAGUAUUUUGUUCCGGAGUGGUCCGCGGACUCGGACGACGUCAUCAACCACCCCGACGUCCAGGCCGUCUGGAUCUGCUCGCCCUCCAGUUUCCACGCGGAACAAAUUACGAAGUGCGCGGCGGCCGGCAAGGACGUGUUUUGCGAGAAGCCGAUUGCGACCGAUCUGCCCGAGACCAUCGAAGCGAUUCGCAUCUGCGACAAGGCCGGCAUCAAGUUGAUGACGGCUUUGCAGCGGCGCUUCGAUCCCAAUUUUGCCAGAGUGAAGCGAUCCAUCGUGAGCGGCGAGGUCGGCGACGUCAUCACGGUGAAGUUAUGCUCCAGAGAUCCGGCGCCGCCGCCGUUCGAGUAUGUGAAAGGCGGCGGCGGCAUUUUCAAGGACAUGGCCGUCCACGACCUCGACAUGUCCCGCUACCUCGUUGGUUCGGAACCGGUCGAGAUCCUCGCGUCCGGUUCUUGCCACAUCGACAAGAAGAUCCUGGAGUUGGAGGGACCGGAGGCGUUCGACACGGCGAACAUCAUGGUGCGCUACGCCAACGGCAAGGAGGCCAUCAUCGACGUUUGUCGACAGGCCCCGUACGGCUACGACCAACGAGCGGAAGUGCUGGGCACGAAGGCGAUGAUCCAGACGGACAACAUGUACCCGAACACGGCGCGCCUGUACGCCGCCGACUUCACGGGCAACGCGGAUUUACCGUACGACUUCUUCAUGAGCCGCUACAAGGAGGCCUAUAAACAAGAAACUUUAGCGUUCGUCGACGCGUUGGUCAAUGACAAGCCGUCGCCCUGCUCCGGCGAGGAUGGGCUCGUCGCCCUCAUCAUGGCCAUCACGGCGGGCAAGUCCGCGGCCGAGCAGCGCUGGGUCAAGUGCUCCGAGGUCGCGGCCUCGGUGCAGUGCGACGAGAACGGCUGCAUGAUCGUGGACCUCGACGACAUGGCCAUCGCGGCCGCCGAGAAGGACUCGCUGAACUGGAUCGGCAAGAACGUGAACCGCGUCCUCGGCAAGAAGGGCGGCCUCAAGAACAUCUUCUCGCGCUAACCCCAAGUCUUAAGAAACCGCGCCC